Molecule: messenger RNA, 627 nt
Organism: Dovyalis caffra
Lineage: Eukaryota; Viridiplantae; Streptophyta; Magnoliopsida; Malpighiales; Salicaceae
Source: the annotation of a GenBank genome assembly
GUGAAGAAGAUACAACAGGAGAAGAAAGUGGAAGAGUUGGUGGACAAAGAGCUGGGGAGCAGCUAUGAUCGGAUUGAAGUGGGGGAGAUGCUACAAGUGGCUCUUCUAUGCACUCAAUACCUCCCAGCACAUCGUCCCAAAAUGUCCGAAGUGGUCCGGAUGCUCGAAGGUGAUGGUCUUGCCGAGAAAUGGGCUGCAUCACACAAUCAUAGUAAUGAUCCCUCAAUGAACCUCUCUCAUCCUAACAAAAGCACAUUUUGUCCUUCUACUGCUUCAAAACAUGAUGAAAGUGGUCAUAAUCGUUCGAGCAGUAUGUUUGGGACUACAAUGGAUGAUGAUGAUUAUGAACACUCUUUGGAUUCCUAUGCCAUGGAACUCUCUGCUGAUGAAGCUGAAAGUGAGGUAUCGUCAAAUGCCGAAAAUGGUCAAAACCAUGACCUCUUGGGACUCGAUCGCUCAGAAGGAAAUAGUGGUGGUAGAUGUCGUUCGGCUACAAAAUCAAUGGCAAUCCAGCACUACCAAAGGAGGGAAGAUGAAAGAAUAGAGACUGUGCUAAAGGACACUCCACAAUGGUUAAAGUCUGGUGUUCCAUUAGACAUUCUCAGGUGUAAACUCCGGAAGGGGUGA